CAGCCAAGGGCGCAGCGGAGGGCGCGGCUUGGCUCGGCUCGGCUCGGCUCGCUGGGCCUGCGUCCGGGGCUGUGAGAACCGCGAGGACCAGGAGGAGGCUGCGGGCCCUUGGGGGUCUGGAGGUGCCCUCCCUUCGCGGGCCUGAUGACUGAACUACAGCAAGAUGUGGACGACACCAAACCUGCCAAAGCGCUGGGGAAGAGAGAGAGCAGAGUUGGCUCAGCCCACUCAGAAGCUGAGAAUGGCGUGGAGGAGAAAAAGAAGGUCUGCAAGUCGCCACCACCGCAGUCCCCCACCCUGUCCAGCGAGGCCGAGUCCCCAGACCCAAAGAGGAUCAUCUGCCUACGGUCAAAAUCCAGUUGUGAUGGUGCCUGUUCUGCAAAUGAUAAAAGCGACUGUAAAACAGAAAGCAAAAAUGAUUCUAAGACUGAAAGGAAAAAAUCUUCAUCUUCCAGCCAGUACAAGGCAAACAUGCAGUUUCACAAGCUGUUUGUUGAGGUCCCAAGUGAUGAACCACUGAGGCAAAGUUUUACCUGUGCUCUACAGAAAGAAAUAAUAUAUCAAGGGAAGCUCUUUGUGUCAGAAAACUGGAUCUGUUUUUAUUCCAAGGUCUUUGGGAAAGAUAUUAAGAUCUCUAUUCCGGUGUUCUCAGUCACCCUAAUAAAGAAAACCAAAACAGCCCUGUUGGUGCCAAAUGCCCUGAUUAUAACAACAGUCUCAGAGAGGUACAUAUUUGUGUCCUUACUCUCCAGAGAUUCAACUUACAAACUAAUAAAAUCUGUGUGCGGACACUUAGACGACACAAGUGUGGCCAAUAGUCCCAACCCAUCUUCCCUUGAGAACAGUUUCCGGGCAGACCGCCCUUCAUCUCUGCCUCUGGAUUUCAAUGAUGAAUUCUCAGAUCUAGACGGAGUGGUUAAAAGAAGAAGGCAAGAUAUGGAAGGAUACAGCAGUUCUGGUUCUCAGACUCCCGAAUCCGAGAACUCUAGAGAUUCCCAUGUAACAGAUUCCCAGACAGUUCUGAAUGUCUCCAAGGGAGAAGCCAAGCCACCACGGACAGACUCCCAUGUGAACAGGGUGGCUGAAGGUAAAAACAAGAGUCUCCCUGCACAUGGUCAAUUAGAAACCAGUGAAAUCUUACACAAAGUCAAGUCUCAGAAAUGUCCAACUCUGCAACAUAUUCUCAUUUUCUAUGCAGUUGUUGUCUGUGCACUAAUCAUCUCGACCUUCUACAUGAGAUACAGAAUUAAUGCUCUGGAGGACCAGCUGGGGUCACUGACCUCCAUUGUGGACACCCAUCAUGCCGAACAGACGGCACCAUCCGGCCUGGGGUCACAAGUACAAUUAAAUGCGGAGGUUCUCUGCCAGGAGCUCACCGCCAACAUAAUGAAAUUAGAGAAGAUACAAAACAACUUACAAAAGCUGCUUGAAAAUGGUGACUGACCAACCAGAUUGCUACCUCGCACUUCCCUUUGAAGACUGUGCUCCCCAAGAACGCCCCCCCCCCAGCGGAGUGCUCCCUGCUGGCCAGAGGAGCAAAUGGACCCACAUCCCCAGCCACAUUUGCACUUGGAGGUCACCUUGCUCAGGAAGAUGGGGCAAAGGAGAGUAAUUUUGGUUCCUGUGCAAUAAAAGUUGACCUUGACUCUGAGGAAGUUUUCACUGCUGCUGCCUGAAGAAAACAGAGCCUUCUCUAGAGGUCUCAGGAAAGCCCAGAGGACACUUGGAUGGCUGUAGUCCAGCAACAAUGGUGCCGUCGGCAAACACUCCACUCCAUGCCUUUCCAAUCAUUGCCACCCUCCUCUUCUCUCCUUGACACCCUCUUAACAAACCUUCAGUUACGGAUCUAUAGUGUGCCAACAACCUUGAUACCGUCCUGGAGAGAAUUAGCCAUGAUUCCAAAAGGCAAUGAUGGCUCUAAUGGUGUUAUCUGAAGCAAGUCUGUCCAACAGUUUGUCUUUUUUCCUUUCCACUGUUAACUUCUAUUUUAAAUCACAUGGCUGUCUUAAUUUCUCAUUCGAGUGCAUUAUUAAGAAUAGCUGGCAAUGCAGACUAAAUUAUGCCAUCUAUGUUUUGUCAUAUUCCGCUAGCUAAUACUUAAUUGGACUGAUCUCACCUACCCCAGGCCAAGAAUCUGUAUGACGUGGUCAGAAGUACUAAAUUUAAAUUAUUCUAAAACCAAAACUAAUCUUUAAACCAAAAAAUACAUAGCAGUUAUUUGACAGAGAAUGAAGACAUGAACUUUUAAGAUUGUAAGUUCUAGGACCUAAGACAUUUGAAAGCAGUAUGUCUCUAUUGAAUGCUGAAACCCACUUCAGCAUUUAAAUAGCAAGUUUUCUCUAUUGCUGACUAAAAGAGAUGGUGGUUUGCUAACUUCUAUUUAUCAUAUGGGUUGGCUGGUUUUUAUUAAUUAUUUAGGUACCAUAAAUCUAUAAUUGUGAAAGAUAUGCUCUUUCUAUCUGCAAUGCAUUUUAUAAUCAUUUCUAUGAAAUGUAUUUUGUUUAAUCAGAUAUGCUAAUAAGUGAAUUGGUUAUAUCAUUUGUAUUUGUUAGCCUCCUGGACAAGAACUGUGCCUGGUGCACCUCUGGCUUUUAAUAAAUACUCAUUGGUUAAA
Condylura cristata (star-nosed mole) is the source of this 2614-nucleotide messenger RNA. RefSeq names its product GRAM domain containing 3 (gene GRAMD2B). NCBI's taxonomy places the organism in Eukaryota, Metazoa, Chordata, Mammalia, Eulipotyphla, Talpidae. The transcript has 14 exons. Bases 145 to 1443 code for a protein of 432 amino acids. The record is from RefSeq and is a predicted model, not a curated record.